ACAGAUAGUUUUAGGUUAUGUGUACUAAUAAAACAUAAAUAUAUUUAUUAUUUAUUGUAUGGAAUGGUUUAAAGAAAUUUAACUGUUCAAAAUGAAUAAUUUUGAAACCACUCCUGGGUUUUGCUCCGACUGUGGAUCUAUAUUACCUUUAUUGAAAAAUUCUGGGAAAGUGACUUGUUAUUUAUGCAAUCGGCAAUAUGGUUUAGAAGCUUUUGGUAAUAUGGAACUUUUCAUGAAUAUCGAAUUUAAUUCAUCUGAUACUUACACUGGUUCAAAAUCAAAAAAAGAGAGAAAAGCAAAAAUUACUGAAAAAGAAUCAGAAGGUCCUGUCAUAGAAAGACGAUGUCCAAAAUGUGGCAAUGAUAAAAUGUCUUAUGCAACCUUACAGUUACGGUCAGCAGACGAGGGUCAAACUGUAUUUUAUACAUGCACUAAUUGCAAAUAUAAAGAAACUGAAAAUUCUUAAACGACUGAUAGGCAAUUUAUGGUUUUGAGGAAUACUUAGAUUUAUGAGCGUCAGAUAUAGAUAAUACUUAACUUGUUAAGCUAAUUGUUUGAUAAAAUUC
Ctenocephalides felis (cat flea) is the source of this 566-nucleotide messenger RNA. Its product is annotated as DNA-directed RNA polymerase I subunit RPA12-like. Gene Ontology annotation, biological process: termination of RNA polymerase I transcription; DNA-templated transcription. Gene Ontology annotation, molecular function: DNA-directed RNA polymerase activity; zinc ion binding; nucleic acid binding. The coding region runs from base 92 to 466 and encodes 124 amino acids. Lineage: Eukaryota; Metazoa; Arthropoda; Insecta; Siphonaptera; Pulicidae. The transcript has 3 exons. The record is from RefSeq and is a predicted model, not a curated record. Gene Ontology annotation, cellular component: RNA polymerase I complex.